This is a messenger RNA of Aspergillus ibericus CBS 121593, 1696 nucleotides long. RefSeq names its product FAD binding domain-containing protein. Bases 59 to 1633 code for a protein of 524 amino acids. The record is from RefSeq and is a predicted model, not a curated record. The transcript has a single exon. NCBI's taxonomy places the organism in Eukaryota, Fungi, Ascomycota, Eurotiomycetes, Eurotiales, Aspergillaceae.
CAGGUACAUACCAUCCAUUCCCAGCUCCUAUGGACGUUUACUUCACUAUCUAACCAUCAUGUCUCUCCCCUCAGAAACCGACGUCCUCGUCAUCGGCGGCGGCAACGCCGGCUUCUGCGCCGCCAUCUCCGCCGCCCAGUCCGGCGCCCAACAAGUCACCAUCAUUGACAAAUGUCCGGAAGAAUGGGCCGGCGGGAACUCCUACUUCACAGCGGGAGCGAUGCGGACUGUUCACGGGGGUCUAGAGGAUCUCCUUCCCAUCGUGAAUAAUGUCGAUGCAGCUACGGCGAAGAAAAUCGAUAUGAACCCAUACACGGUCGAUGAUUUUACGGGUGAUAUGAACCGCGUCACGGGGCGACGGACGAAUCGUGAGCUGUGUCAUACGCUAGUUCAUGAGUCGAACUCGGCGAUAAAAUGGCUCGCUGGGAAUGGGGUGCGGUUUCAAUUGUCAUUCAAUCGCCAAGCUUAUGAAGUCCAUGGCCGGAUUAAGUUCUGGGGUGGUCUGGCGUUGAAAACUCAAGAUGGGGGCAAGGGACUCAUUCAGGACCAUUUGCAGGCUGCUCGGAGACUGGGCAUUCGGGUCUUCUUUUCCACAGCGGCGCGGAAACUCGUCACGGAUCCGGGGACGGGGGCUGUCACGGCCGUGGUGGUCUCGCAUGAUGGUCGGGAUCAGGUCCUUCGGGCUGGCGCGGUGAUUCUCGCCGCGGGGGGCUUUGAAGCGAAUCCGCGGAUGCGCGCGCAGUAUCUCGGCCCGCAUUGGGAUGUGGCGCUGGUGCGCGGCACGCCGUAUAACUCCGGGGAUGGGUUUGAGAUGGCGAUCCGGGAUGUAUCUGCCCAGCAAGCGGGCAAUUGGUCCGGCUGUCACUGUGUGGCAUGGGAUGCCAAUGCGCCGGCGGAUACGGGGGAUCGGGAGAUCUCAAAUGAGUUCACCAAGUCCGGGUAUCCGUUGGGGAUUAUGAUCAAUCGGCAGGGAAAUCGGUUCGUGGAUGAAGGGUCGGAUCUGCGCAACUAUACGUAUGCGAUGAUCGGACGGCAGAUUCUCAAUCAGCCGGGCCACAUGGCGUUUCAGAUCUGGGAUUCCCGGACGAUUCCGUGGUUGCGGACGGAGGAGUAUCGGCCGGAGGUGGUGCAACAUAUCAGUGCGGACACGAUUGGGGAGUUGGCGCUGAAGUGUGCCGAGUUUGAUCUCGAGGAUGCGCAGCGGUUUGAGCAGACCAUUCAGGAGUACAAUCGGGCGGUCUAUGAGCGGCAGCGUCGUCAGCCGGGAGGGAAAUGGGACCCGGCUGUCAAGGAUGGGUUGUCCACGCAGUCGGAGGGGUUGGAGCUGGCGGUGCCCAAGUCCAACUGGGCGUUGCCGAUUGAUCAGGGACCGUUCCUGGCGGUUCGGGUCACGGCGGGCAUCACCUUUACGUUUGGAGGGUUGGCGGUGCGUCCGGAUACGGCGGCGGUGGUGUCGUCGACGACGAAUCGCGAAGUGCCGGGGUUGUAUUGUGCGGGCGAGAUGUUGGGAGGAUUGUUCUAUGAUAAUUAUCCGGGAGGCAGUGGACUGACGUCGGGGGCGGUGUUUGGCCGGCGAGCUGGACGAGCUGCUGCUGCUGCUGUUGCUGCUGCCAAGGUUAGGGCACGGUUGUAGCGUCUGCUUGUGUAUAUGAUCAUUAUACGGGUUGCAUGAUACGAUGAGACCAUGUUAUACGAG